Messenger RNA from Sycon ciliatum, 5026 nucleotides. RefSeq names its product DNA ligase 1-like. Gene Ontology annotation, molecular function: DNA ligase (ATP) activity; ATP binding; DNA binding. The coding region runs from base 195 to 4124 and encodes 1309 amino acids. Gene Ontology annotation, cellular component: nucleus; mitochondrion. Lineage: Eukaryota; Metazoa; Porifera; Calcarea; Leucosolenida; Sycettidae. The transcript is spliced from 34 exons. The record is from RefSeq and is a predicted model, not a curated record. Gene Ontology annotation, biological process: DNA recombination; Okazaki fragment processing involved in mitotic DNA replication; DNA biosynthetic process.
GCUUUGCAGUUUGUUGCAGGGCAAGAAUUUUUUUGAUCAGGUUGGAGCAGUUUUUUCGGGCUUACGAGUUCACGCGUGGUGUUUGUGAAGGCCGUACGUGUUGAGUGUGGAAGCAGCGAGGACUGUACUCUGAUUUUACGCUGGUGUACGAGGGAAGGUGCACCGAAGGAGCUCGUCCGUUUUCGGAGACGAAAAUGAUGGCCCAAGCCUCGCUGUUAUCUUUCUUCGGGAAGAAAGCGGACAAGGAGAACAAGCCUCUGCCUGCUACCAGCGCAAAGACAGCAACGGGAAAGGAUGAGACGGCGGCGGUAGCAACAGCAGCAGCGACGGAGGGUGAGGACAUCAUCAGCAAGGAGGCCAGUGACGCGAAGACCACCGCCGAUCAGACUGCCACCGUGGUGACGGGCAAGCGGACGCGCAAGGCCAUCGAGUCUGGCAGCGAUGCUGAGCAGGAUGAUACCGCUGUAGCUGUCAAGAAGAAGAAGAAGCGCGUAUCAAUUGCCGAAACGCCAGUGCAACAAGAGUCUGCGCCUAGCUCCAAACCCCGCACUGUCGCAUCACAAGGCACGUCAGAAUCACAGGAUGAUGGCAAUGCCUCUCCCACAACACCUCGCUCAAAGAAGCAGCGGCGACGUAAGGUUCGUGUUCUUGCCUCGAGCUCCGAUGAGGAUGACGACGAGGACACCAGUGCUACAUCGCCUCAUACCAACACUUCGUCCUCUGUCGGGAGUAACAGCAAGAGCAGCAAAGAGCAGUCUGACACAGCCAUGGAGACCGGUGAUGACGACGAGGAAGGUGGUGAGACGGUAUCGGAUGCACCCGAAGCCGCUGCUGAGGAAGUCACCAGUCCAAAGGAAGCUGGCAAGAGAGUGACUGCAACCAAGAGCAAGCCAGUGAAAAGCGCCCGUGGCCGCUCCCGUGGUAACUCCAUGCUGAUGAAGAAGAUUGCCAGUGUGGGAAAGAAACCAGCCGAGCAACAACAGAAGAUCAAAUCACCUCCGAAAACCAAAGCAACCGAGAAAGCUGCUGACACGCCUGUCGCCAAGGAAGAGGAGUCAAAGGCUGACACUGCAGAGGCCUCCAAGACUGAGGAAGCUACAGCCGAAGAAACCAUGAAUGUGGUUGAGGAUGCGCCAGCCACUCAGGACGUACAGCCCGAUGCACUGGAAGCUGAAGCUACAGUCACAUCUGCUGACAAUGCCGAAGCAGACGAUGAACCUGCUGUCACCGCUCGUUCAAAGAGAACACGGCGUAAAGUUCGUGUACUCGACUCCAGCUCUGAAGACGAGGGCGAGGAGGAAGAGAAGAAGAGCAAGGAAACAAGCAGUCCAGUGAGCAAGAAGACAAGUGCUUCGAGGAAGAAAAGCACUCCGUCCUCUUCAUCGCGGCAGCCGCGCAGAAAGACCAAAGACGCUGAUUCUGCUCGUCCAGCUGAUAGUGCUGGCAAGGACGAAGCACCGAACACCACCACCUCCGCGGACACUGGUGAGAAAGAGGACACCACCCCCGAGGAGACUGGUGGCGAUGCUCAGGACACCGAGAAGAGGGUCAGCGCCACCAAGAGCAAGCCGACGAAAACCGCUCGUGGUCGUUCCCGUGGCAAUUCGAUGCUGAUGAAGAAGAUCGCCAGUGUGGGCAAGAAGCCUGCUGCAGAGCAACAGCCAGACAAGACGAAUCAGACAACGGCGACGACGACGGUGGCGGCGGCAGAGACGGAGCAGACAACAGCAGCAGCAUCUAGUGCGGACAAUGCGGUGACCGAGGAGUCCGAGAGUGCAGACACCACCCGCACCACGGACGUUGCGAAGGAGGAGAAGGAAGAGCCUAUGGACACUUCCUCAGAACCCAUGCCGACACCAAUCACCUGCAAAGUCAAGGCUGAGAGCAAGACAGCAGCUUCCGGUGUGAAGAGUGAAGGUACAUCCUCGACGGUGGCGACAGGCAAGGCAGCGAGUGUGCUGUCAUCGUCGUCGUUGUCAUCGUCUGCUAAAGGAGGACACAGCUCUAUGCCGAUGCCAGCCAUCAAUGCGUCAUCGCCGAAGAAACGCAUUCCGCUGUCCUUCUUCUCACCCAAGAGUAGCUCGGUUCAGACAGCGACCAAAGCAUCGUCUACUCCGGGGUCAGCGACUACUGAUGAGAAGAGCUGUCAGCCACAAGUCUACAAUCCAGCCAAGGCCAAUUACCAUCCAGUCACUGAUGCUUGCUGGACACUGGAUAGUAAAAACGUUCCGUAUUUGGCACUCGCCCGCACACUGUGUCUGAUAGAGGAGACAUCCGCAAGGCUAAAGAUCACGUCCAUCCUGUGCAACUUCUUCCGCUCUGUGAUAGCCCUGGCGCCCGAUCAAUUGCUUGCGUGUAUCUAUCUCUGCCUGAACGAGCUUGGACCAGCGCACGAAGGUCUGGAGUUAGGCAUCGGCGACUCCAUCGUCAUGAAGGCCAUUUCAAUGGCAACAGGACGGUCUAUGCAGGCGUUGAAGAGUCAAAUGGUUGAGCUAGGUGACCUAGGGCUGGUUGCAGAGAAAAGUCGCAGCAAGCAGAGUAUGAUGUACGUACCGGCCGCGUUGACUGUCAAGAAAGUCUUCUCGCAGCUCAAGGACAUUGCACAGAUGACAGGAAGCAAGUCUCAACAGAAGAAGAUUGAAAAGAUCAAUUCUCUGCUCGUUGCUGGUCGCGACUGUGAACCACGGUACAUCGCACGAUCUUUGACGGGGAAGCUGCGUAUUGGUCUUGCUGAGCAGACUCUGUUGAUGGCACUUGCUCAUGCCGUGGUCUACACGCCUCCCAGCUCAGAGAUACCAGUUCCAAAGCUGGACUGCAGCCAUGGUGUCAGUGCGGAGAAGUUCAAGGCGCGUUUGGACGCGGCAACUCUCAUCGUCAAGUCCACGCAGAGUGAGCUUCCCAACUACGACGAUAUUGUACCGGCUCUGUUGGAAUACGGCGUCGACGAACUUCCACAGCACUGCAAGAUGACACCAGGUAUACCUCUCAAACCUAUGCUGGCCCAUCCGACCAAGGAGAUAGCAGAGGUGCUGCGUCGCUUCGAUGGCUGCGACUUCACGUGCGAGUACAAGUAUGACGGAGAGAGAGCUCAGAUUCACUUGCUGGAAGAUGGCAGCAUUCGCAUUUUCAGUCGCAAUCGUGAGGACAACACUAGCAAAUACCCGGACAUCAUAGCGCGGAUACCCAAUAUGGUGAAAGAGGGUGUGAAGUCGUUUGUCAUCGACACAGAAGCAGUUGCUUGGGACUGUGAGAAGAAGGAGAUUCAGCCAUUCCAAGUCCUCAGUACACGCAAGAGAAAGGAUGCUGACGCCAGCGAGAUCAAGGUGCAGGUGUGCACGUUUGCGUUUGAUCUGCUCUAUCUGAACGGCAAGUGCUUUGUCAAGGAACCUUUCCGUGCACGUCGGCAGGCGCUACAGGACUCGUUCAACACCGUCGAUGGAGAGUUUAUGUUUGUGACACAACGUGACUGCACAGAGCCGGAGCAAAUCGAGGAGUUCCUGGACCUCUCCAUCCAAGGUAAUUGCGAGGGUUUGAUGGUCAAGACGCUAGACAUUGAGGCGACGUACGAGAUUGCAAAGCGUUCUCACAACUGGCUCAAGGUGAAAAAAGACUAUCUUGAAGGCAUGGGCGAUUCUCUAGACCUGGCAGUGCUCGGCGGCUACUUUGGUGCUGGAAAGCGCCAGGGAGUGUAUGGUGCAUUCCUGCUAGCGUGUUACAACCAGGAUAGUGAACAGUAUGAAACCGUCUGCAAGAUUGGCACAGGGCUGAAGGACGAUGAGCUGCAGAAGCACACAAAGUUCUUCACCGAGCAUGUUCUUGGUGGACCGAAGUCUUACUAUUCACAUGGCAGUGGCGCACAGCAGCCUGAUGUCUGGUUUGAUGCUGUCCAGGUGUGGGAGGUGAAAGCUGCUGACUUCACCAUCUCUCCAGUCUACACAGCCGCAUCCGGUCUGGUCGAUGCCAGCAAAGGCAUCUCGAUGCGCUUCCCGCGCUUCAUUCGUAUCCGUGACGACAAGAAAGCGGAGGACGCGACCAGCAGUGAACAGAUGGCAGACAUGUAUCGUAGCCAGCAGAACAAGAAGACGUCCCAUGCCAAACCCGCCGAUGACGAUGAGUUCUACUAGCGACGUCGGGGAGACGAGAGGGGAGUGCUUCUGUUGGCCAGUGCAGGGAGCGCUUCUGUUGGCCAGUGCAGGGCUCGCUUAGCCGAUGGUGUAGUCAUAUCUGUUACUGUGACUCGUUUUCUUGGCUACGGGUGUUUGCACGGUAUAGUCCGGUACAUUGACGGGUUGCUGGGUGUGGAUCUCUACUACGGCUAUGAUGCACGCUAGGAGUAGUGUUGUACUGUUUGGCGUAUGGCUGUACUGUGCCGUGUUUCUCUCUUCCGGCGUUCACCGUGUAUUUGAGUCGCAUGCGCACGGCGUCACGUGCCCUUGCUCUUCGUCUGCUUGCUUGCUUGUUUGUCUGUGUGCAUCUCGGCUUGCUCGUUUGUCGGUAUGCAACUCUGCUUGCUCGUUUGUCUGUAUGCAUCUCGGCUUUGCCUGUUUGUCUGUAUGCAUCUCGGCUUUGCCCAUGUUGCUGUGUACCUGCCAAGGGAGCCAGGGGAGGUUUUCCGUCAUCAUCUGCUACCACUGCUAUCAAUUUCUUUAUUUUCACCAUGUUUUGUUUGUUUUGUUUCGCUUCGUGCCAAUCUCAUGCUACUUGUUAGAGAACACCGCGUUUUAGAUCAUGAAAUUUCGCUUGUCAGAACACGUGUCUGCAUUGUUUUAUUCCCAUGGCGAAGUGAGGCUUGGGACACUGUUUGUCUGUUUCUUUCUUCUUGUGUUGCUAUGUUCCUUAUUAUCCGAGGGAAAUGCCCUCCUCUCCCCCCCCCCCCCCCCCAACACACACACGACCAUGUCUGCCUUCCUGGCCUCCUGUGUGUGGUCUCCUCGUAUCUAAAAUAAUGAUUUUUUAACAGAAUUUGUAUCUAUGCUCCAGGCAGAACCUGAUGAUAAAGAUUGCUUGGUAAUACAGAGUAAUGGCA